CGCAAGGGCUACCAGCUCUUGGACCCCUAUGUCACCGUCAGCGUGGACCAGGUGCGCGUUGGGCAGACGAGCACCAAGCAGAAGACCAACAAACCUACCUACAAUGAGGAGUUCUCUGCCACGGUUACCGACGGCCAUCAGAUUGAGCUGUCCGUCUUCCACGACACCCCCAUCGGCUACGAUGACUUUGUGGCCAACUGCACCUUGCACUUCCAGGACCUCUUGCGCUCCACGGGCCCCAGCAACAGCUUCGAAGGCUGGGUGGAUUUGGAGCCAGAAGGCAAAGUGUUUGUCGUCAUAACCCUUACAGGCAGCUUCACGGAAGGGACCCUCCCGAGGGAUCGAAUUUUUAAGAACCUCACUCGGAAACGCCAGCGGGCGAUGCGAAGGCGAGUGCACCAGGUGAACGGGCACAAAUUCAUGGCUACCUACCUGCGACAGCCUACGUACUGCUCGCACUGCAGGGAGUUCAUCUGGGGCGUGUUUGGGAAGCAGGGAUACCAGUGCCAAGUAUGCACCUGUGUUGUACACAAGCGCUGCCAUCAUCUAAUUGUUACAGCUUGCACGUGCCAAAACAAUACUAACAAGACCGAUCUCAAGGUGACUGAACAGAGGUUUGGAAUCAACAUUCCUCAUAAGUUCAGCGUCCACAACUACAAAGUCCCGACUUUCUGCGACCACUGCGGUUCCUUGCUCUGGGGAAUCAUGCGACAGGGCCUCCAGUGUAAAAUCUGUAAAAUGAACGUCCACAUCCGAUGCCAAGCAAAUGUUGCACCGAACUGUGGGGUGAACUCAGCAGAGCUUGCUAAAACCUUGGCAUGCAUGGGUCUGCAACCAGGAAGCAUUUCCCCAAAUUCGAAACUGGUUUCAAGAUCUACUUUGAAACAUCAGGGAAAAGGCAGCCUGAAAGAUGGCAACAACGUUAGUGAAAGUUCAGCGAGCAAACUUGGGAUCAAAGACUUAACCUUCCUUCGUGUAUUGGGAAAGGGCAGUUUUGGAAAGGUGAUGCUUGCCAAGAUGAAAGAGAGUGGGCAGCUCUAUGCAGUGAAGGUGUUGAAGAAGGACGUCAUUCUCCAAGAUGACGAUGUUGAAUGCACCAUGACCGAGAAACGCAUCCUUUCCUUAGCAAGGAACCACCCAUUUCUCACCAAGCUCUACUGUUGCUUCCAGACUCCU
Fulmarus glacialis (Northern fulmar) is the source of this 1176-nucleotide messenger RNA. It is a transcript of the gene PRKCH, whose product is annotated as protein kinase C, eta. Lineage: Eukaryota; Metazoa; Chordata; Aves; Procellariiformes; Procellariidae. Gene Ontology annotation, molecular function: protein serine/threonine kinase activity; ATP binding. Gene Ontology annotation, biological process: protein phosphorylation. The annotation marks the transcript as partial. The record is from RefSeq and is a predicted model, not a curated record. The transcript has 9 exons.